AUGACUCCCCUACGCAAAACUAACCCAUUAAUAAAACUAAUCAAUCACUCACUUGUUGACCUUCCAGCCCCAUCCAAUAUCUCUAUAUGAUGAAACCUUGGCUCACUCCUAGGCACCUGCCUAAUCCUCCAAAUCAUCACAGGGUUAUUCCUGGCCAUGCACUAUACACCAGACGCCUCCAUAGCCUUCUCAUCAGUAGCCCACAUUACCCGAGACGUAAACUACGGCUGGGUUAUCCGCUACCUUCAUGCCAACGGUGCCUCAAUAUUUUUCAUUUGCCUAUUCCUACACAUCGGCCGGGGCAUAUAUUACGGCUCAUUCCUCUACUUAGAAACCUGAAACAUCGGCAUCAUCCUCUUAUUAGCGACCAUAGCAACAGCCUUCAUAGGCUACGUCCUCCCAUGAGGCCAAAUAUCCUUCUGAGGUGCCACAGUAAUCACAAACCUACUAUCUGCCGUCCCAUACAUCGGAACAGACCUAGUCCAAUGAGUCUGAGGCGGCUAUUCAGUGGACAACGCUACACUCACACGCUUCUUUACCUUCCACUUUAUCCUGCCCUUUAUCAUCACAGCCCUAGUAACCCUGCACCUACUAUUCUUACACGAAACAGGAUCAAACAACCCCCUGGGUAUCUCCUCCCAACCAGACAAAAUCACCUUUCACCCUUACUACACAACCAAAGAUAUUCUAGGACUAUUCCUCCUCCUUCUCACCCUAAUGAGCCUAGUACUAUUCUCGCCAGACCUCCUAGGUGACCCAGACAACUACAUCCAAGCCAACCCCCUAAGUACCCCUCCCCACAUCAAGCCUGAAUGGUAUUUCUUAUUCGCAUACGCCAUCCUACGAUCUGUCCCUAACAAAUUGGGAGGCGUGCUAGCCCUCCUACUGUCAAUCCUCAUCCUAAUAACAAUCCCCAUACUCCACACAGCCAAACAACAAAGCAUAAUAUUCCGCCCACUGAGCCAGCUCACAUACUGACUCUGGGCAGCAAAUCUACUAACCCUCACAUGAAUCGGAGGACAACCAGUGAGCUAUCCAUUCAUCACCAUCGGACAAGUGACAUCCGUACUAUACUUCAUCACAAUCCUAAUCCUAAUACCAACAGCCUCUUUAAUCGAAAACAAAAUACUCAAAUGGACCU
Nomascus leucogenys (northern white-cheeked gibbon) is the source of this 1141-nucleotide messenger RNA. Lineage: Eukaryota; Metazoa; Chordata; Mammalia; Primates; Hylobatidae. The record is from the annotation of a RefSeq genome assembly.